Molecule: messenger RNA, 1358 nt
Organism: Triticum aestivum (bread wheat)
Lineage: Eukaryota; Viridiplantae; Streptophyta; Magnoliopsida; Poales; Poaceae
Exons: 4
Coding region: 625-1110 (161 amino acids)
Source: RefSeq, a predicted model, not a curated record
CUAGAUUCCACUCCCUCCCUCCUCCUCGACCUCCCUCUCCUCCUUUUCCUCCUCUCUCUCUCCCUUGCUGCGCCGCCGCCACCUCUCCUCCUUUUCCUCCUCUCUCUCCCUUGCUGCGCCGCUGGCUCUCCUCCUCUCUCUCUCCCGUGCCGCCCCACUCCUCCUUCUCCCCAUGCUAGCCCCUCCACCUGCCAUCUGCAGCGCCAUAGGGGCGGUCAGAUCGUUGGGGUGAGCAGGCGGCCAUCUCUGGUGUGUCCUAUGGAGGAGCGGGGGUGGGUGAGGAUGAUGGUGAUGGCGACCAGAGGCCCAUGGCAGUGGGAUGGAGGAAAGAUGCAGAAGGCCGGCAAUAGGCGAGCCAUGAGCCAAGGGACGGCGUUCCUUCUCUGCUGAGGAUUUGGGGAUUGCUCAGGUUUGGAGCAGCAAACCAUGAAGAUAUGGGGUUGCACGGGAAGCCACCAUGAUUCGAGUUUGAAUUGUCCCUGCAGCGGAUUGGGGUGGAUAUGCUCGGCACCGGUGCACCACCCAGCAUCCCUAGGCAGCAAAAGGAUGAUGGGGAGACCAAGCGAAGUAUUCAUGAUGCUCUGUGUGUUGCAAGGAAUCUGAUCAUCAACAACUCAAUUGUGUAUGGUGGUGGCUAAGCAGAAAUAUCUUGCUCAAUCGUUGUUGAAGCUGCAGCGGAUCGACAUCCUGAAGUUGAGCAGUACGCAAUCAGGGUGUUUCCUGAUGCUUUGGAUGCUAUUUCCACUAGCUUUACCUGAAAACAGUGGUGGCGCUGGUCGGUCGUCGCCUCUCCACCGGCUAUUGUUUGGCGGCGUCAAGCAGAACGCUGAGGAUGCGCCGCUCUGUCUCAGGGCUCAACGCCCUCUUGGACGCAGAGGUUGGCAGGUUCUCGCUCUUCACCGGGGCUCCGGCGGUCGUGCUUGGUGUGGCAGCGCUGGACAGCGGCAAGAAGGAAGAGCAUGGGCGGCCCGCGAUGCCAGGCCCCUGGCCCUCCUCCCUCAAGCUCAAGGCGGCGAUGAGAUGGUUGGAAUGGUGCUGCUGCUCCGUAGGGAAUCAGGUUUUAUGCUCGGUGGGGAUGUUGUUUGUCUACUUUUAUCUUAUGCAAAAUAAGGUUGGGAUUAUAUUAUGGGGCAAUUUGUUUUUGUAGGUUCAGCAAUCAGUUUUUGGGAUAAUCAGUUUUUUUGUGGCAUAACUAAUUGUGAACUGUAUCAGUGUAGAUUUAGUUUUUCCUGAGUUUUGUGUAGCCUGUCAUCUUUGCUUUUCUGUGUUUUCUCCAUUUUAUUUUCAGUUUUGCUGCCAGAUAGGCAAUGAGUCAGUAGAUCAUGUUUUCACCUUGUUUUAUUCAGGCAUAUUUUAGU